Molecule: messenger RNA, 1058 nt
Organism: Cyprinus carpio (common carp)
Lineage: Eukaryota; Metazoa; Chordata; Actinopteri; Cypriniformes; Cyprinidae
Product: TM2 domain-containing protein 3-like
Source: RefSeq, a predicted model, not a curated record
CGUUGGGACUUUUACGCAAGCGGAAGCCGGAAGUGAGUCCCUGUUCUGGAUGCUAGCGAACGGACUGAAAUGGGUUUUUGAACGCGAACGGAACACCAUGAGCUCGUAUUUGAUGCUGUUUCUGCUGCUGCUGGACAUUUACUCCAGAUGUGUGAUCGCGUAUCUGAGCUCUCCUCACGUGGGUCAGGAGCCGGCGUACACAGCGCAGCAGAGCCCGGUGAUGAGCAGCCCGCUGGCCCUGACCGCUUCCUCCGCUGCCCCGGCGGUGACCGAUAGCUACCUGUCCAGGUGUCCCAGCGGCGGUCUGUGCUCCAGACUCCCGGCCGACUGCAUCAUCUGUGCGUUUCAUCACAACUGCAUCUACGGCCGGCCGGCCAGCUUCACCUGCAGAGCUAAAGCAGGCGUCCACUGUGUGAGCGAUCAGAGUCAGCCGCAGCAGAACUUCUCUCUGACGCUGGACUGUCGCUUCUGUUGGCAGCUGGAUCCGUCGCAGUACCGCUGCUCGAACUCCACCAGCUGCAUGACGGUGUCCUGUCCACGCAGACUCUAUAACGCUACCUGUGAAGCUCUGGAGCAUGUGCACUGCCUCGGGAAGCGGGUGUUUCAGAAGCGUCUGUUCUGUAACUGGACGGGAGGAUAUAAGUGGUCCACGGCUCUGGCCCUCAGCAUCACUCUGGGGGGCUUCGGAGCGGACCGCUUCUAUCUGGGCCAGUGGAGGGAAGGUCUGGGGAAGCUCUUCAGCUUCGGAGGGCUGGGCAUCUGGACGCUGAUCGACGUGCUGCUGAUCGCCGUGGGAUACGUGGGGCCGGCCGACGGCUCUCUCUACAUCUGAGGGUUCUGUGACUCCUCCAUCCCAGAUUCACACGCGUCACGUCCAGACUCCCAUCUGCUCCCGAUGCCUUCAUGCCUUCGCAGGAAGACCGUGAUGAACAUCUUUAUGGUUUGGAGUCUGAAACAUGUACAAUAUGUAUCUAAACUCACCUGUGUCUGUGUAAUAUUACUGCUGUAUGUAUAUAUGAGAGUGAUUUCUGAUUAAAACUCGGUCAGGUUGAUGAUGA